AUGGAGAAGAAUGAAAUCUCCUACCCUGAGUGCAUGAUUCAACUUUACUUCUUUCUCCUUUUUGCUAUUUCAGAAUGUUACAUGCUGGCUGCAAUGGCAUAUGAUCGCUAUGUUGCCAUCUGUAGCCCCUUACUUUACAGUAGCAUCAUGUCCCAUCAUCAGUGCCUUUCUCUUGUUUUAGGAGUUUACAUUAUAGGCUUAGUUUGUGCAUCAGCUCAUGUAGGGUGUAUGUUUAGGAUUGAUUUCUGCAGAUAUGAUGUGAUUAACCAUUAUUUCUGUGACCUUAUUUCUAUCCUUAAACUCUCGUGCUCUAAUGCUUUUGUUAAUGAGUUGAUGAUUCUAAUUUUUAGUGGAAUUAAUAUUAUUGCCCCAACCCUGACCAUCCUCAGUUCUUAUGCUUUCAUCAUUAUCAGCAUCCUACGCAUAAAAUCCACUGAGGGUAGAUCCAAAACCUUCAGCACCUGCAGCUCCCACAUCUCAGCUGUUGCUGUCUUUUAUGGUUCUGCUGCAUUUAUGUAUCUGAACCCAUCUUCUUCCAAUUCUAUGGAUGAAGGAAAAGUGUCUUCUAUAUUUUACACCAUUAUUGUUCCCAUGCUCAACCCCCUGAUCUACAGUUUGAGGAAUAAGGAUGUCAAUAUUGCUUUGAAUAAAAUGAUACAAAGAAGAUAA
Messenger RNA from Mus caroli (Ryukyu mouse), 669 nucleotides. Its product is annotated as olfactory receptor 8G17-like. The record is from RefSeq and is a predicted model, not a curated record. Gene Ontology annotation, biological process: G protein-coupled receptor signaling pathway. Gene Ontology annotation, cellular component: membrane. Lineage: Eukaryota; Metazoa; Chordata; Mammalia; Rodentia; Muridae. Gene Ontology annotation, molecular function: olfactory receptor activity; G protein-coupled receptor activity.